Molecule: messenger RNA, 4909 nt
Organism: Sus scrofa (pig)
Lineage: Eukaryota; Metazoa; Chordata; Mammalia; Artiodactyla; Suidae
Source: RefSeq, a predicted model, not a curated record
ACUUCGCAAACUUUCGCAAAGUGCUCUCGAAGUGGAAGCUGCGGGGGAGAGCGGGAGCCCGACCCCCGGUAUCCCCGCCAGGGCCCCCGGGGAGGCGGGGCGCGAGCCGCCCCGAGGGCCCGGCACCGGGUUCGCGGGUGCCGCUCCCCGGCCGCGCCGGGUGGAUGCGGAGCCGCGCCGGGUGCAUGGAUUGUGCUCGGGCCCCCGGCUCGGGCUCCGGGCCAUGGCGCCGCCGCCGCCGCCGCCGCCGCCCGUGCUGCCCGUGCUGCUGCUCCUGGCUGCGGCCGCCGCCCUACCGGCGCUGGGGCUUCGAGCGGCCGCCUGGGAGCUGCGCGUGCCCGGCGGGGCCCGCGCCUUCGCCCUCGGGCCCGGCUGGACCUACGCCCUGGACGCCGGGCGCACUCCGCGGGCGUUGCGGGAUCUGCUGGACGUGAGCCGCGACGGGCGGCUGGUGGGGCGGCGGCGCGGGCCGGGCGCGGGGCUCCGGGCCUGCGCGCGCCUGGGGGGGCGCCCGCUGCCGCUGCAUGUCCGCCUGGCGGCCCGCGGUGCCCAGACGGCUCUGAGCCUCCGCCUGCGGGCACGCGCGCAUGGCCCCGGUUGCGGCGCCGGGCCCCGGCCCCGGCGAGCUCUCGGUGCGGAGCUGCGUGCGCGGGCUGUACUCACGGUGCCCGGCCCCGGCGCGGUGCUCUGCUUCCCCGCCCCCGGCGGCAGCGGGGCCACGCUGCACUCGGCGCUUUCGGCCUUAACCAUGUUCCCCGCUUGCAACUGUCCACUGCGCCCCGGGGCCCGUUGCCCACGCCGCCCUGUCUGCCUGCCGCCUGGUGGUUCCGCCCGCCUGCGCCUGCUAUGUGCCCUGAGGCGCGCGGCCGGCACCAUCCGGGUAGAGCUGGCGCUGGAGGCGGCCCCGGGGACACCCUCCCCAUCGUCGUCGCUGUCGCCACCAAGCCCGCCACAGGCCGGGACGGGGGCGGCGCGGCGGGCCCGGCGGGGCGCUGGCGGCAGCACCAGCCCGCAGUUCCAGCUGCCCAGCUACCAGGUGUCGGUGCCCGAGAACGAGCCGGCGGGCACCGCGGUCCUCGAGCUGCGCGCGCACGACCCUGACGAGGGCGAGGCGGGGCGCCUGAGCUACCAGAUGGAGGCGCUGUUCGAUGAGCGCUCCAAUGGCUACUUCCUCAUCGACUCCGACACGGGCUUGGUGAGCACCGCCCGCGCUCUGGACCGCGAGACCAAGGACACGCACGUCCUCAAGGUGAGCGCUGUGGACCACGGCUCCCCGCGGCGCUCGGCCGCCACCUACCUCACUGUCACAGUCAGCGACACCAACGACCACAGUCCGGUCUUUGAGCAGUCUGAGUACAGGGAGCGCGUGCGCGAGAACCUCGAGGUGGGCUACGAGGUGCUGACCAUACGCGCCACCGACGGCGACGCGCCCUCCAACGCCAAUAUGCGCUACCGCCUGCUGGAGGGCGCGGGCGGCGUCUUCGAAAUAGACGAGCGCUCGGGCGUGGUGCGCACCCGGGCCGUGGUGGACCGCGAGGAAGAGGCCGCCUACCAGCUGCUGGUGGAGGCCAACGACCAAGGCCGAAACCCCGGCCCGCUCAGUGCCACCGCCACCGUGCAUAUCGUGGUGGAGGAUGAGAACGACAACUACCCCCAGUUCAGUGAGAAGCGCUAUGUGGUCCAGGUGCCGGAGGACGUGGCGGUCAACACGCCUGUGCUGCGGGUGCAGGCCACUGAUCGGGACCAGGGCCAGAACGCGGCCAUCCACUACAGCAUCAUCAGCGGGAACCUGAAGGGGCAGUUCUACCUGCAUUCGCUGAGCGGCAGCCUGGACGUGAUCAACCCGCUGGACUUCGAGGCCAUCCGGGAGUACACGCUGCGCAUCAAGGCCCAGGACGGGGGCCGGCCUCCACUCAUCAACUCCUCGGGGCUGGUGUCAGUGCAGGUGCUGGACGUGAAUGACAACGCCCCCAUAUUUGUGAGCAGCCCCUUUCAGGCAGCCGUGCUGGAGAACGUGCCUCUGGGCCACUCCGUGUUGCACAUUCAGGCGGUGGACGCGGACGCGGGCGAGAAUGCGCGUCUGCGCUACCGCCUGGUGGACACUGCCUCGGCCUCUGUGGGGAGCGGCGGAGCCGGGCCCCAGGACCCCGUUCCGGCUGCGGACUUCCCUUUCCAGAUCCACAACAGCUCGGGCUGGAUCACCGUGUGCGCGGAGCUGGACCGCGAGGAGGUGGAGCACUACAGCUUUGGGGUGGAAGCGGUGGACCACGGCUCGCCGCCCAUGAGCUCCUCGGCCAGCGUGUCCAUCACGGUGCUGGACGUCAACGACAACGACCCCGUGUUCACACAGCCUGCGUACGAGCUGCGCCUGAAUGAGGACGCCGCCGUGGGGAGCAGUGUGCUGACCCUGCGGGCCCUUGACCGGGAUGCUAACAGCGUGAUCACCUACCAGCUUACCGGCGGCAACACCCGGAACCGCUUCGCCCUCAGCAGCCAGAGCGGUGGCGGCCUCAUCACACUGGCGCUGCCGCUGGACUACAAGCAGGAGCGGCAGUACGUGCUGGCGGUCACCGCGUCUGAUGGCAUGCGCUCGCACACCGCGCAGGUCUUCAUCAAUGUCACGGAUGCCAACACCCACCGGCCGGUCUUCCAGAGCUCCCACUAUACCGUGAGCGUCAGCGAGGACCGGCCGGUGGGCACGUCCAUCGCCACCAUCGGCGCCACCGACGAGGACACGGGGGAGAACGCUCGCAUCACCUACGUGCUGGAGGACCCGGUGCCGCAGUUCCGGAUUGACCCGGACACUGGCACCAUCUACACCGUGACAGAGCUGGACUACGAGGACCAGGCCGCCUACACGCUGGCCAUCACAGCCCGGGACAACGGUAUCCCUCAGAAGUCGGACACCACCUCCCUGGAGAUCCUCAUCCUGGAUGCCAAUGACAACGCGCCCCGGUUCCUGCGGGAUUUCUACCAGGGCUCUGUCUUCGAGGAUGCUCCCCCGUCAACCAGCGUCCUCCAGGUCUCGGCCACGGAUCGGGACUCGGGCCCCAACGGCCGCCUGCUGUACACCUUCCAGGGUGGGGACGACGGUGACGGGGACUUCUACAUCGAGCCCACGUCCGGCGUGAUCCGCACCCAGCGCAGGCUGGACCGGGAGAACGUGGCGGUGUACAGCCUUCGGGCCCUGGCUGUGGACCGGGGCAGCCCGGUGUCCCUUAGCGCCUCCGUGGAGAUCCAGGUGGCCGUCUUGGACAUUAAUGACAACCCUCCGGUGUUUGAGAGGGACGAGCUGGAGCUGUUGGUGGAGGAGAACAGCCCGGUGGGGUCCGUGGUGGCGAGGAUUCGAGCCAGCGACCCCGACGAGGGCCCCAAUGCUCAGAUCAUGUACCAGAUUGUGGAAGGGAACGUGCCUGAGGUCUUCCAGCUGGACCUGCUGAGUGGCGACCUGCGUGCCCUGGCCGAGCUGGACUUCGAGGUCCGCCAGGAGUACGUGCUCGUGGUGCAGGCCACGUCGGCCCCCCUGGUGAGCCGGGCCACCGUGCACAUCCGCCUGCUGGACCAGAACGACAACCCGCCGGUGCUGCCGGACUUCCAGAUCCUCUUCAACAACUAUGUCACCAACAAGUCCAACAGCUUCCCCACCGGCGUGAUCGGCCGCAUCCCCGCCCAUGACCCUGACCUCUCCGACAGCCUCAACUACACCUUCCUGCAGGGCAACGAGCUGCAGCUGCUGCUGCUGGACCCGGCCACGGGGGAGCUACAGCUCAGCCGCGACCUGGACAACAAUCGGCCGCUGGAGGCGCUCAUGGAAGUGUCUGUUUCAGACGGCAUCCACAGCGUGGCGGCUCUCUGCACCCUGCGGGUCAGCAUCAUCACAGACGACAUGCUGACCAACAGCAUCACCGUCCGCCUGGAGAACAUGUCGCAGGAGAAGUUCCUGUCGCCGCUGCUGGCCCUCUUCGUGGAAGGGGUGGCCACCGUGCUGUCCACCACCAAGGACGCCGUCUUCGUCUUCAACAUCCAGAACGACACGGACGUCCGCUCCAACAUCCUGAACGUGACCUUCUCGGCCCUGCUCCCGGGCGGCGUCCGGGACAGGUUCUUCCCGUCGGAGGACCUGCAGGAGCAGAUCUACCUGAACCGGACGCUGCUGACGGCCGUGUCCACCCAGCGCGUGCUGCCCUUCGACGACAACAUCUGCCUGCGGGAGCCCUGCGAGAACUACAUGAAGUGCGUGUCUGUGCUCAGGUUCGACAGCUCGGCCCCCUUCAUCAGCUCCCCCACCGUGCUCUUCCGGCCCAUCCACCCCGUCAACGGCCUGCGGUGCCGGUGUCCGCCCGGCUUCACCGGCGACUACUGCGAGACGGAGAUUGACCUCUGCUACUCCAGCCCCUGCGGCGCCCACGGCCGGUGCCGCAGCCGCGAGGGCGGCUACACCUGCGAGUGUCAGGACGACUUCACCGGUAGGUGUCGCCCCUCCCGUGGGCCUGGGUCACAGGCAGGUCGGGGGGUGUCCGCGGGUCUCCUCUGUCCACCUCGCUCCUGGGGGACAGGGUCUCAGGACGGAUCCCGGGCUGGGGCGUCGGCUCUGCUUCCUGCCACCCUCUUUAUAAGGACGGGCAGAGGAGAGUUAUGUGGUGUGAGAGCCACCUUCAGAAACCUACACAGCCUGGGGAGCUAGAUCCAGUCUCUUGGGACAGAAUGUGAUGGAAAAUAAUACAGGACAGGGAAUGUAUAUAUAUGCACACGCAUGAUUGGGCCACUUUGCUGUGUAACACUGUAGAUCAACUGGACGUUAGUUUUAAAAGAUGUAUAUGUGACGUGUGCCCCUUGUAAGUGGCUUCACUUUUUUGGUGGUGGUGGUUGUUUUUUUUUGUCUUUUUAGGGCAUGGGCGGCCUAUGGAGG